Molecule: messenger RNA, 4205 nt
Organism: Dinoponera quadriceps
Lineage: Eukaryota; Metazoa; Arthropoda; Insecta; Hymenoptera; Formicidae
Gene: pigeon
Product: protein pigeon
Exons: 10
Coding region: 169-2985 (938 amino acids)
Biological process (GO): positive regulation of amyloid-beta formation
Cellular component (GO): trans-Golgi network
Source: RefSeq, a predicted model, not a curated record
GGCGUAAAUGAGGCCAUCGUGCAACAAGCAGACGACAGGAACAGUGGAAGCAGACGGAAGUGUCAAAAGUCGCAUAUAUGAUCGGUUUAUUUACACCGCCCGGCGGACUAUCAAUCGAAACUUUCUUCGAACGUAAAUUACUCACAUAUUAAUUCUCUAACGAAUAUAAUGGAGAAUCUUGCAGCAAAACUAUGCUCACUCUUAAUAGAAAACGCUGAAACAGCGGAACAAUGGAAAUUAUUGGGACAAGAGAAAGAUGGGUCGAUACUUGUUGGAUGGGUGCAAGAAUCGAAAGGAAACGACGUGUAUACAUCGUGUAGUGUUAUUGCCCGUUACGACCAGUUGGACAAUAAAUUACAGAUAUUACACCGUUUUCCGGAGGUAUUAAAUAUCGUUCAAGCUACAAUAAACCAAAGCCACACGUUAAUAGGAUAUGUAACGAAAGAGAAGAGUUCUUCAGAGACAAAUGAUUCCCCUAAAAAGCACAGUUCAAGUGAUAAUAAUGCAGCCUGUGAAGCAGAGUUUUACAGAGCAUUUAUUGUUGAAUUGUCAACCGAUGAUACCAAAGUGCAUAAUUUAGGUAUUGAGAAGUCCAAGCAGGUACGAUUGCAAUUCUUGUACAGAGAAAAGGAGCAACUUGGUGUAGACAAGUUCCUAAUGUUGAUACAUCAUGAAUGUGUCCUGACAUACACGGUUCAAUUUGACACAAGCGUGAAUGAAUCGAGGCCGAUAAAUGAGCUGAAAUCGGAGGUGCUUGUAAAAACAUUCAUAUGGGCUCAGUGGGACAUGAUCAAUCAAGUUCUCUACCACAUACAUCAUCGGCAAAUCCCCGCGAGCUUAGUCUCCGAGGACGAGAACAAUUCCAAGUCUUCGCGGCCCACGCUCAGCGGUCUUCAAUUUCACGACGACCUGCCUCACGAAACGGUGCUGAAUAUCCCGUUGAACUUGCCACAACUGCUGACGUCCUCGAACUGCGGCACUUACGAGGACGACGUGAUACCGCUGCGAGUCCACGACUGUUCUCUCGAUCUCAUUAUGGUGUCGGACUCGAAAGGGAUGGUCUGCGUCUGCCACCAUUACCUGUACCGGCCCGUCCAGCCGCCGCAGCACGUGCUGAACUCGCUCAACGACUCCAACACGGUGCACUUCGCGUACUCGGUGACCCUGCUGCACCACAGCUGCGUGAUCCACUGCGUGAUACCGGGUAUACCGUGGUCGCGCGCGAAACUCAUGAGACCGACCUUCGCGAUAUACGAGAACCACCACAUGGCGGUGUUCGUGCCGGGGCUGUUUCUGCACUUCCUCGAGAUCGGGCUGAACCACGAGCCCUGCUGCCACAUACUGUGCGGCCCGCCACCGUCGGUGUCGUCUCGCGCUUCCUACUUGGUGCCGUUAUUCGACCUGGAGAACGCCGGCAAGGGGACGAGGAGGAACUCCCAUCAUAACAGUAACAACACGGACGGGAGUAAUUCGCUGCCGAGCUCCGGUUCGAGCGUGUUGACGAUAGACCUGCCCACCUUGGACCUCGUCCGACUGACGAUCCCCACGGACUUCCUCGUCGGAGUCUUCCGCAAAGAGACCUCGGUGGAGACUCGGCUGGGGAUACUGCAUUAUUUUCUCUGCCACAGGAACGACAUGGAGAUCGUCGCCGAGUUGGUGUCCGUGCUCGCGGAAAAGCCGCGCUCCCUGGACAUCGUGCGUUUCAUGCAGGAGUUCCUCAUAGGCAGCUCCUACGCAUUGGUGCAGAAGAAUCUUCUUACGGACACCGUCCCCUUGCUGGCCUUCUUGCCGGUUACCACUAUAGGGGAUUAUCAGACCUUCGACAUCAAGGUGAACGAGCUGAGUGUCACGCUGAGCCACGAGAAACUUUGGAACACGUCGGUGAUGCUUCUCUCGCCGCAACAGAGGCUCGUACCGUACCGUAGCGAUUUGUGGACCAGACUGUGGGAUCAGCUGAGCAGAAACGGCGGCGACAAGCAGAGAUUCAACCCCGGCCGUAUCGCGGAGAAACUGCUGGUUUCUCUAGCCUGCUAUCAACCAGAGGCGCUGUCCAGGUGUAGCACUCCGAUGUCGCCGAGUGGAGGAUUCGUUGCAGUGCCGCUCGGAGACCUGAUAGUGAAUCGCGGCAUCAAGUUGGACUCGAAUCUGCCGUUUAACGAGACGGAAAGCUGCACCGCCUCGAAGCAGGAGCACAUCGUGUCGGUGAAUUUGCGCGAACUCUCCAUGUAUCUCCUGAAGAACGGCACGCACACGUCGACUAUGCUCACCCGAGGCUCCUGCACCGCGUUGCACGUUCACGCCAUGGCCACGAGGCACGUGGCGGCCCAAUUGGAAGCCUCGCGUACGCUCUGUCAGAUACUCUGCCGAGCAGCCGGCGUCGAUCCAAGGAUUGAGCAAGAACGUGGCUUUGGUCUUAUAGACAAAUUGGACAAAGCCAGACGGUGGUUGCUGUUCACGCUUUUGCAGCGAUACAGGUAUUCCAUAGAGAGUAUCGCUUACCCGGCACCGCAGGGGUUCGCGUCGUUUUUCACUUACCUCGGCUAUCGCACUCUCGAUUACUCCAUGUUUCUGCAGUACAUUCAGCGCUCGGUGUUCGAACUGCAGGUCGACGUCGGCAAAGCUAUUCUAGCCGAUAUGAGCGAUGCAAAAAAGGAUGUCAUUCAGAAGCUGGGCUUGCUGUCCUUAAUGCCAAGAUCUCGCGCCAAGAGACUGCUUAACCAGUGGCUGCACCCGGUCAGUUUAAUGCUGCGGGCCAGGGAACACGCCGCUAAUAUCCUGUGCGGCGAAGAAAGUCAAAAUCGAGUCGGCAGUCGACCCUUGCAACAUCGUAAUCAUCAUAACAGUUUAGCGGCGUUCCCUUCGGAGGAUCGUCUGUCGCCGUUAGACACCUUCUUAGAUCUGCUCACCGCGAAAGCCAGUCUCACCGAACUGGAUUUCGGAUUGCUGAUAGAAGCAACAGUCACAUCCACAGAAGACUUCCUUUAAUUGGUAUUAAAUUUAACAGGGAACUUCGUCGGGUGUUUUGUCGGUAUAACUGGUGCUGGCAACUACCAAAGAACGUCUCCUUGAGUAAGAGGAUUUAUUUAGCAAAUAAAUAACGAAUCAUUCGAGCGAAUUUAUGCAUAAUUUUUAUAUGUACUUGCGUGCGAUACCGCCUACUUUAUACUUUUAUAAUUUUGUUAUCGAAUCUUUCAUGUAUAUUUUGUUAAGUCCGGUAUGCUGCAGAGAGUUGUGGAAAACAGAGUUGUAAAAUGUACUUACAAUUACGGAUAUUGUUAUUUCGGCAGAAAUCUCGAAAACAACAAGUGCCAUCAAAACUUAGUUACCAUUGCCGAUCGUAACACUUACCAUUAAUAAGCAAGGAUAAUGAAAGUUUAAUUGUUUAAGAAUUAUGUAUUAUAUAUUGCAAGAAUUUCUGAAAUUUGAGAAAUCUACGUCCUUUAUGCGGAAAAUGCCCACCCAGGAAUGACCAAAGAGCAAUAGAGCGAUCACUGUUACAUUACUAGAAUAUUGUAUGAUCACGCACUGUAAUGUCAUGCAUAUCGCUAUCGUGUAUUUGAGUGAAGCUAAAAAUUUGCAUAUCGCUAAAUUUAUAACAGUUAUCUUCGCUUUUAAUUAGAUUUUAAUGAGAGUAAAGUACACAUGGAAUGAAGAGUGUCUAUGUUAUUACUAUUACUUCGCGUUUUCUACGAUUCUAUUAAUAUAUAUAUUCCUGGGUGACUGUGUCAAAUAUAAAAAAUAGGAAAAUUUAAAUAAUUAUUAAGUAUAUAGUAAUAUUAUAUUGAUAUUCUACUGGUGCUUGUAUAAGUUGGUAUUAUAUUCAGUAUUCUUAAGAUCAUGUGAUACAAUGAAUUAAUUAUGAAAAUUAAUAUUUGCAACUGAUGUACUUAUAAUAUAUUAUCAGUUAUAGCAUGUUGUAUGUACAUGUACAUUAGAAUGUAUAAUGUAUUGUUUUCGACGGUCUUAGUCAUCGUAAUUAUUACAUGAAGUACGUUGUAAUAAUAUUUCUCCUAUGUUGUAAACUGUGAUUAUUUUCUUUUGAGAAAUAGAGGAAGUAAGAUAAUACUAGAUUUUUAUACAUAUGUAUAUCUUAAACGGUAUUUUAAUUGUGUAACAUUUAGAUAAGGGGUAUCCUAAUUUUUUGUGUACGGGACAAGUGAUUUUUAAAGCAAACCUUGUAAAAUAAAAGUUUUAGAAACAUUUUA